AUGCCACUGCGAGUUCAGCCACUGUCACCCACCAACCCUGCAGAUAUUGCGUUGAUCCCUACCAUUUCGCAAAUCCAUCUCGCAGCCUGGUUGUCCAACUCACUCUACUCCAAAAUUUACUACGGACCGCCGUCCAGUCACGCGGGGAUCAUCCAAGCAAAUCAACAGCGGCACCUGGAAUCCUUUACAUCUAAUCCUACUUCGUAUUUCACAGUUGUUGUUGACGAUGAGAUCCCAACUUCUUUGGACAAGAAUGGCCCCGAUCAUCGCGUCGACCACACCCAAAUCAUAGCAUUUCUGAAGUACGAUGUCUUUGCAAGCGUUGAGGCCGUAGAGGCACGCAAAGAUGCAAGUAAACGAACAUGGCCGCCUUACACGAAUACCGCCCUCGUUGGUAAUUUUUGGAACAGUAUCGUCGAGACCAGGAAGAGGUUUUCCAAGGAGAUCGGGCCACACGUCAAUGUGGACAUAGUCGGAACAGAUCCCAAUCAUCACCGUCGUGGCGCGGGAAAACUACUCAUGCAACACGUCGUGGAAAAGAUAGAUGAGUUAGGUCUCACAGGAACACUUGAAGCAAGCCCGCAAGGUUUGAAGUUGUAUUCUAGUUUUGGGUUCGUCCCUGUACAUGAUGUAUGGGUUGAUAUAUUGAGAUUUGAAGAUGGAGGAGACAAGGGGGAUGAAUGGGCCAAGGCAGAGGGGAGAGUCCCUGGCGAAGGGGAAGGAUGGUACAAACACGUUGCAAUGGUAAGGCAGCCAAGUGCCAACUGA
Messenger RNA from Exophiala aquamarina CBS 119918, 768 nucleotides. RefSeq lists its product as uncharacterized. The record is from RefSeq and is a predicted model, not a curated record. Gene Ontology annotation, molecular function: acyltransferase activity, transferring groups other than amino-acyl groups. The coding region runs from base 1 to 768 and encodes 255 amino acids. NCBI's taxonomy places the organism in Eukaryota, Fungi, Ascomycota, Eurotiomycetes, Chaetothyriales, Herpotrichiellaceae. The transcript has a single exon.